Messenger RNA from Rhizophagus irregularis DAOM 181602=DAOM 197198, 1358 nucleotides. The record is from RefSeq and is a predicted model, not a curated record. NCBI's taxonomy places the organism in Eukaryota, Fungi, Glomeromycota, Glomeromycetes, Glomerales, Glomeraceae.
UAAAAAUUUUCCUAUUCAGUUCUUUUUUAGUUUCACUAUUUUUAUGCUUAUUUUUUAAGAUAUAUGUAAAUCCCCUUAGCAUUAAAGAAAAUCCUUUUAUUUUCAAUUUAAGAUUUUAAGACAGGAUUGCUCAUCAUCUCAUCAUCAUAAUAAAAUUAAGUACUGCAUGCAAAGUACUGUAAAUUAUUGCCUGAAUUAGUGAUUUACAAAAUUAAAUUUGAAAAUCACUUGACCAAAUAUCUAAUUGUUACGCAUAUAAAAAAGGGUUAUUUUUAAGGUCAGGAAUUCCAAUUUUCGAUUUUUAUAACACGUACAGUAUUAAUAAUAAUGUUUUUUUAAAGAAUUUCUUAGUUACCUAAUAUUUAUUUAUGAUGUUAUCACCUUUUUUUAGUGCGAAACAAAAUUUCGAAAAGUCAACAUAGUAAUUCUCAUACUUUUUUUUAGUCAUAAAAAAAAGAAAUGAUUAAUAAUAAAUCCUCCGAAGAUAUUUCUAAUGAUAAGAGUUUUAAUGAAAAGAAUGAGGAGGGAGUUACAAAAAUCAAGAAAGAACAACCGUUUCAAUACUAUUUAUGCUUUGAUGUUGAAGCAACAUGUGAAAAAGGAGGAGGGUUCGAUUAUAAGAAUGAGAUAAUAGAAUUUCCAAUAAUUUUACUUGAAGGCAAUACAUUUGAAAUAGUAGAGAUAUUUCAUUCAUAUGUUAAACCAAGUGUAAAACCAAUAUUAUCAGAUUUUUGUAAGGAAUUAACUGGAAUAUCACAGACAACAAUAGAUGUAAGUCCAUCAUUUCCUGAAGUGUUGAUUAAAUUUCAAGAAUUCCUACACAAAUAUCAAUUAUUUUAUGAAAAUACCUGUGCUUUUAUUACUGAUGGACCAUGGGAUAUACGUGAUUUCGUCAGAAAACAAUGUACAAUCUCACAAAUAGAUAGACCAUCAUAUUUUUCAAUUCCUUGGGUAGACAUACGAGCACUUUUUUCAAAAUUUUAUAAUUGUGAAAGAACAAAUAUAGAUGGUAUGUUAACAAGAUAUGGAUUAGAAUUUGUAGGGCAUAAACAUUCGGGAAUUGAUGAUGUUAAAAAUUUGACCAUUAUUGCCAAAAGAAUGUGGGAGGAUGGAGUAAUUUUCAAUGUCAAUGAUGAUUUUCCAAAAUGGAAAGAGAAUAGAAAGUCGAAGAAAAGAAGUAGGAAAUGUAAGAAAGAAUAAAAGUGUUUCGUUGUUAUAAACAAAAGAUUAUCAUCUAUAUAGAAUAAAUAUAUUCUAAUAAUUAUAUAAAUAUUAAUAAUAUAUUCUAUAUAUUACAAUUAAUAAUAAUUGGACUAUAAGAAUACAUUCAUUGUUUACAUCUAUAAAGUUAUUGUCCA